Molecule: messenger RNA, 3479 nt
Organism: Neodiprion fabricii
Lineage: Eukaryota; Metazoa; Arthropoda; Insecta; Hymenoptera; Diprionidae
Gene: Lerp
Product: cation-independent mannose-6-phosphate receptor
Exons: 16
Coding region: 306-2756 (816 amino acids)
Biological process (GO): lysosomal transport
Cellular component (GO): late endosome; trans-Golgi network; plasma membrane
Molecular function (GO): D-mannose binding; insulin-like growth factor binding; signaling receptor activity
Source: RefSeq, a predicted model, not a curated record
AUCCGUAUUCCAUGCCUGUAUGCGCCGAAUGUAAGUGAGGCUAUAUCGCUGGUAGGAUUUAUGUUCCGUCAAUCUCGAAAAUAGAACCUUGUACCGCGUUCUGUGAAGUCUGAUUAAUUAGUCAAUGCACUUAACAGUUACGAUAAAUUAAUUUUCGGACCCCGUUCAGUGCUUAACCAAUAAUUUUUCGUUUCCUAUCACGAUACUCUACCUGUUUGAACGAGCAGCAACGCUACAAUUCUCGUUGAUAUUCGGGCGCGUGUUGCAUCGUUGAAAUAAUUUCCACUCAAACAAAAAAAUAGAAUAUGCCAGAAUGCCGAUUGUAUGUUUCCCUUUCAAUACUUAUUGCGAUACUCACGCAGCUCGUCUUCAGUCAGAAACAGAAUUUCACCUGCCACGUCACAGAUUCAGAACAUUUGCAUAAGCAUAACUUCACCGAGCUAUCGAGCUCGGAUAUAACAAUCUAUGAUGAAUCUGCGGAUGGAAAUAUAACUCUGCGUCUUUGUUCGCCUCUGUCACAAACAUGCGCUGGAAGUAGUGACUACAGUAUUUGUUUGCGCAAGCAUGGGACAGAAAUAGGACUGGGAAAAUUUCCACCUUUGCUGCAGAACAAUCAUACUUCAAUGUUCACUUUUACGGGUGAUCUGUGCAGCAAUUCUAAAAAUUAUACAGUUUUGAUUAUUAUGAAAUGCCAGGAGAACGCUAUCGACACUACAAUUCCUCAACUAAUUCCAAAAGCAAAAUAUGAUCAUUGCUCAACAUACUUUAUAUGGUAUACUAAAUGGGCUUGUAACAAACCAAAAAACUCAAAUUGCACAGUUGUCGAUGAACGUAACAAUCUAUAUGAUCUUAGUCCGUUAACAGCAUAUAAGAAUAAUUACGUCGUUUACAUUGAUGACAAGGGAAACUUGGUAAUGAAUAUCAAUGUAUGUCACUCGGUAAUACACGAAUAUGGAUCAGCGUGUUAUGGAACAGCUGGAGCAUGCUUAGCAGUAUAUUCAAAUGACUCGAGUAAUCACGAGUACAUUAAUUACGGUGAAGUAAAUCAAGCGCUCACCAUUAACAAUGGUAAUUUGGAAAUUCUAUACACACACGGUCAUUUAUGCAAUGAUGAAUCAGAACACAGUUACCUUUGGACAAAUAUAACGUUCAUCUGUGAUCCUGAAGCUACAGAGUAUACUCAACCAAUGUAUAAAAACAAUACAUCCUGCAACUAUGAAUUUGUGUGGAAAACAUCUCUUGCCUGUAACAAAACGUACCUAAAUGAAUAUGCUAAAAAGUGCAAAGUAACAAAUCCUCGGACAAAAUAUAUUUACAACAUGAAAGCGUUGUCUUUCGGUUAUGUUAUGACAAACACGUCUGAUGGUACUCAAUAUCAACUUCAAAUAUGUGGCCCACUUCGUAACAGUAAAUGUCCGCAAGGAACAGGGGUUUGUAACACCAAAGACUUUGUAUCAGCUGGUAUGGCCAAUGCUAAUCUUAUGUGGCGACAUGGUGGUCCUUAUCUUAAUUAUACGAACGGUGUGAAAUGUGAGAAUGGUCGAAACCAUUAUACUCUUAUCUCAUUCAUUUGCGGGCCUGAAGAAUCAACUGGUUUACCAAUAAUAGUAAAAAAUGAUUCGUGUUCUUUGAUCAUAUACUGGUACACUAACCGGGCGUGUGAAAAAAGGCUGAGAUGUGGUGAAAAAGAAACAAACUUACUUCCAUUGGUGCGAACUUCGAAAAAUUAUGUGGCCAAGGGGAUGGGUACGGAGUUUCACAUAAAUAUAUGUCUAGGUGUAAUUCCGACUCCAGGGUUGGCCUGUCCACCUGGUAGUGCUGUUUGUCAGGCUGCGCGUACCUCCGAAGGCCAGUAUACCAAUGAAACCAGUCUGGGAUAUCCUGAUGAAACCACAAUUCUCCUUGACAAACAAAAUGUUAUUUUGAACUAUAGUCAGGGCUCGCCGUGCCCCGAAAAUCCUCUGAAAAAUUUAUCUUCAUCUUUCAAAUUUUCUUGCAACUACUACGGAGAUCACGGAUCACCAGAAUUUGAAAACUACUCAAAUUGUCACUUCAGUUUUACAUGGAAGACCAAUAUUGUAUGCGCUACGUUGGUUGGUGUUUGGGUUCCACCAUGUACAGUCAAAGAUACAACUCACGCGAACAAAGUAGAUCUAUCUCUGCUAUAUCCGAAACCAGUCCCACGUAUAGUGACCGGCACAGGAAAAAACUACAGCAUAAACAUUUGCGGCGGAAAGGAACAUUGCAAUGGGUCGGCAAUUUGUCAGGGUACAAAUGGAUAUGGUACUAUUAGAAGUGUAAUGUUUGACUACAACAGUAAGGCGAUAAAACUCGUGUACGGAAAUGGUUCGACAUGUUCCGGUGACUCCUAUACAUCCGAAUUAUCAUUGAUCUGCAAUGAUAGCGUUGGAAUUGACAGUGGGCCAAAGCUGAUUUUGCACGGCUAUUGCAUGGCCUCCUUUGAGUGGCAUACGAAAAUCGCCUGUCCUGAAAAAGUAAUGCUCGACUCGAGGACUUCGACCGAUCCUGUUUAUACAACUGAGACGACACCAGCCCGCGAAUCGUUACAGAAAAACGACGCAGCUGUUCAGACAUGGGCAAUCGUAUCCGCGUUGCUCCUGGUCGCUGUCGUCCUGAUCGCGUGGUUCUGCAUGCGAAAUCCUCGAAGGUGUUCCGACCUUAGAUACCGUAUAAGUGCGAUCACUGCUUCACGGAACCACAGCACCGUCCAAUAUUCGAGGGAGGAAGCUUGGUAGCGGUGAUGGAAUUCUGAAGCAUUUUGUUUACUGUUUUAUUUGUAAUAAGUUUUUUACUUUUCGAAACUCUCUAAAUCGAUUGGCUUUUCAUUAACAGGUGCUUCCGGAUCCCCAAGAGAAUGAAUAUUGAUCUAAAAACACGAAAAGGUUGAAAUUUGUUUUUUUUUUUUUUUCAACUCGAGACACAUUAUUUUGUUAAAUAACUGCAAAAUCUUCAUGUGUUAUUAGUGUUAUAUAUAUGUAUACUUACUAUUCGAUACUCGGGUAUUUUGUUCCUCAUUACCGUAUUUUUCUACCAUGAAAUGUUAACCGAUAAAUUAUUCAUUCUUCAUUUAUUACUAUUUUUUUAAUUUUUUAUUAUUGUUUCUGCACUUCUUCAACUUUGUACCUCUUCGUAGAAUAUAUAAGUGUACUGAGAGAAUAAUGGUCUGUUCACCAUAUCCAGUAUUAUCUAUCACUAGAUGCCAAUGAAAUUUCUACUUGCUUGUCAUUAUUUUAUGCAUUGCGGUAAUAAUUUGCAUUGCCCUCUUAUUCUUUACAUCGAUGAAGCAAGAGUAAUGUAACAUUUGUUAGUAUGAUAAAUAAGUAUUAUUGUUACUUUAGGUUUUUUUUUAUCCCCACUUUUGUUAGACACUUGAAGUAACUUGAAGUAAGAAAAUAAAUCUAACAAGUAUAAUGGUUAUGUGUAUUUAUUAAAACCCUAUUCGUUUGAAGAAAAAUUUG